AACGUGUUUUCCUACUUUUUAUUUUUCAGCGUGGCAUUAUGUCUACUCUUAGAAGUCUCGUACACACGUGGGAGCGGACAAUGUCGACGCUCUGACAAGUUCAAGAAGCGGUGGCAGAUGUCGGCCAUGAGCCACUGUUAACGCCAGCUUCCACUGAAGAAUGCUCGCUAUUGCUCGGCUGAUGUCAAAUCACUUUUGUCGAACAGAACAUUUCCGCACACGCCUCCUCUGAAUACUUUAGGAAUGUAAAUGUCUCAGGACAAGUCAGAUCAGGAGGAUGAGCUGCUUGCCUUAGCAAGUAUUUAUGAAGAGGAGUUCCAUCGAGCGGACUCUGCCCAGGGGGGAGAGAUCCAGCUCUGCAUGAAGCUUCCUCCCGAUUUCAAAGUUGUCGUCAAAGGGGAGAAGCAAACUGAACACAAAAUCAGCUUCUUGCCUCCUUUGGUUCUCAACUUUGAGCUUCCUGAAGACUAUCCAUCUACAAAUUCGCCGAUCUUCACUGUCAGCUCAAAAUGGAUGACCAGAGGACAGAUGAGCUCUCUGUGCCGACGCUUGGAUGAACUAUGGGAGGAGAACCGAGGCUGUGUAGUUCUCUUCACCUGGAUUCAGUUCCUCAGCGAGGAGGUGCUGGAGUUCCUGGGCAUUCAGUCUCCUCUCUUAGUCGCCAGGCAUGAAAGUAAGGCGAGCGGGGAGCGCAGCAGGAAAGCUGACCACGCGGCUGCAGUUGGCUCGGAUGUGACACAGAUCGGCAGUCCGUGCGAUUGCUCGGAGAAGAUGAAAAGAGAAGUCAAGAAGAAAAAGUGUGACCAACAGCCCUCGUUGGCGUCUCUCCCUCUGGACCCGCGGGCCAUCGUGUCUGUGGACACGCGCGUCGACCUGCUACCUCAUCUGUUGGACUUUGAUGAGGCGCAACGACAGAGGGUGUUCGACGGCACGCCCUUCUGCUGCGGCAUCUGCUUUACGGAGAAACGGGGUGCCGACUGCCUCUGUUUUAAGGAGUGCCAACAUGUUUACUGCAAAGGCUGCAUGACAGAAUACUUCCAGAUCCAAAUACGGGACGGCAAUGUGCAGUGCCUUAAUUGCCCUGAGCCCAAGUGCUCCUCAAUCGCCGCACCUAUGCAGGUCAAGCAGUUGGUGAACGAGGAGCUGUUUGCCCGCUAUGACCGCCUGCUGCUCCAAUCCACUCUGGACCUCAUGGCUGACGUUGUGUACUGCCCUCGCCACUCCUGCGGCACGGCGGUCAUGGUGGAGCCCGACACCACCAUGGGCAUCUGCUCCGUCUGCCAGUAUGCCUUUUGCACGCUGUGCAAGAUGGGGUACCAUGGGGUCUCGCACUGUAAGAUCCCCGCAGAGGAGUUGCGCAGCCUUCGAGACGAGUACCUGUCUGCUACGGCCGAGGGCAAAAAGUUUAUGGAGCAGCGCUUUGGGAAAAGGGUGAUCCAGAAAGCCGUGGAAGAGUCCUUUAGCAGAGAUUGGCUCAAUGAGAACUGCAAAUGCUGCCCCCACUGUGGCACCAACAUACAGAAAGUAGACGGCUGCAACAAAAUGACGUGCACCUCGUGCCACCAUUACUUCUGCUGGCUGUGUCUGGGCGUGCUCAACAAAGCCAACCCGUACAGUCACUUUAACAACCCACACUCGCCCUGCUACAAACAACUCUUCCACGGUGUGGAUCUGGAUGAAGAAGAUGCCUUAUGGAGUGAUGAAGAAGACUGAUGUUCUUUGUAGUGCACCCCGCCUGAAUGCACUUUAUCGUACACCACAGUCUGUUCAUCUUUUGAUUCUUGCGGCAAAGUGUUUUGUUUUUUUUUCCUUCAUGAUCAUCACAAAUUUGACACUUGACUAGGUACACCAUAUAAUGACAUCCAUUAGAAUGUUUAGAAAACUCUUUUAGCCUUGAUUGUGGCAGCAAUGCGGCUUUAUAAAGCAUACACCCAAAUGUACCCCCUAAAAUAUGAUUCCACCAAUAAAUGUAUUGCACCUGGGCUGCCCAAACUUUUUUGACCGAAGAUCUACUUUUCAAUCAACCAACCUCCCGCGAUCGACCCGUUACACACGCAUGCCAUGAUGAGCAAUAGCCUAACGCUGAGGCAUGCGAUGCACUUAGGCAGCCUGUUGGCAAUCGUAGCUCACGCGUACCGUUUUAAAAUGCUUCUCUCGGCCCUCCAGAUUCCCAUUCUUUGCCCGUCCCCUUGGCGAAAUGGACAAAACAAACUGAAUGAGAAUAAGAUAACGAUAAAAGAUAUACCGCAACAAGUCUGAUCACAAGCUGCAACUGCAGACUGCUGAGCGCAAACAACUUUCGGUGACGCAGUCAUGUCACCGUAGGUUAAAGCUUACCUUCUUUAUCUUUUUUUCUUUUUAAAAUACUUUUUGUGAAAGAGAGACUGAUAGAAUGAUUAGGGCGCAGUGUGCAUUAACAUCAAAAAUGUUUUUUAAUUAUAUAUAUAUAUUACUAACAUGUAUGUUUUGGGUUUUUGUCUCCCCCUCUCCACCCCUCGGAUCGACUUGGGAUCAGUCCUUGAUCUACUGGUUGAUCGCAAUCUACGUAAUGAUCACCCCUGUAAUACACAUUAUCAGAAUCUUUGGAUUAAUUCGCUUUUUAUAAGAGGUGUAUAAAAUUUGGUGAGUGGAAUGAAAUGCGCUGACAUAGCCCAGUAUGCGCUAAUAGACCAUAAUUGUUCUUUCAUGAUCUCAUUUCACUGCACGGGAGGACCAAAAUAUUGGGAUCUCACAUUAGUGGGCCCAGUGAAGUGGCUGUGUAUGUCUACGUCAGUGUCCCUGAAAAAUGUACUCGCUCAUUGACUGGCCAUUGCACAUAUAUUUCAGUUUGAUUUAGAUGUUGACUUAAAUACAUUAAGAAAAUUGAAUGCCACAAAAGAAAACGGUAAAAAACAAACAAAACAAAAAUAAGUAAUUGGGCAGUCAAAGAGUGAGUACAUUUUUGGAGUGUCCCUCUUUAUAUGGAGGUAGUGGCAGAACGGAAUCAGCACAUUUUAAAUGCAGUCUUUGUAUUUUGGAAAUGAUGGUUUGAUUAUGUCCUUUCAAAAACCUCCCUAAUCUCGUGUUUUGAUCGGGACUGAUUGUAUCAUGUGUGGUUUUAAACAUUGUUACUACAGAGGAGGGGCGUUUGUGGCAUGAGUUGCCAAAAGUUACAAGUUGAAAUUUGUUUUUGUUUUUUUGGUUUUGUUGUCAUCGCAAGGACCCUCAUUCAACUUCAAAAUAAAUGUCCUCCGUUUGGCACUGAAA
Hippocampus zosterae (dwarf seahorse) is the source of this 3246-nucleotide messenger RNA. RefSeq names its product ring finger protein 14 (gene rnf14). Gene Ontology annotation, biological process: protein polyubiquitination; positive regulation of proteasomal ubiquitin-dependent protein catabolic process; ubiquitin-dependent protein catabolic process. The coding region runs from base 250 to 1713 and encodes 487 amino acids. The transcript has 9 exons. Gene Ontology annotation, molecular function: ubiquitin protein ligase activity; ubiquitin conjugating enzyme binding; zinc ion binding. The record is from RefSeq and is a predicted model, not a curated record. Gene Ontology annotation, cellular component: cytoplasm; ubiquitin ligase complex. NCBI's taxonomy places the organism in Eukaryota, Metazoa, Chordata, Actinopteri, Syngnathiformes, Syngnathidae.